This is a messenger RNA of Quercus robur (English oak), 1131 nucleotides long. RefSeq lists its product as uncharacterized. The transcript has 2 exons. Lineage: Eukaryota; Viridiplantae; Streptophyta; Magnoliopsida; Fagales; Fagaceae. Bases 1 to 1131 code for a protein of 376 amino acids. The record is from RefSeq and is a predicted model, not a curated record.
AUGGACAAAAGUUGGAUGGAGAAGCGGAGGGGUACAAGGGAAUAUUUUGAAGGUAUAAACCAAUUCGUGGAAUUUGCUGCUCCAUCUGCGCGCAAUGGGAAGAUCUUAUGUCCUUGUGUGAAAUGUGUGAAUUUGCUUAUACAACCGCUAAAUGUGGCACGUGAGCAUUGUUGGGUUUCGGGGAUGCUUAAAAAUUACAAAGUUUGGAAAUUUCAUGGUGAAUCAGCGGCUGCUAUGCCGGCUACCGAAUGUGGGAGCUCUCAUGUGCAAGAAACCCAAAAUCCAUAUGGUGAUUUCCAUGGGAUGUUGCACGAUUUGUGCCCCCCGCAUGAAAUCCCACCUGAACCAAUGGAAGAAGGUCCAACUGCGCAACGUCCGGGUGAAGGUCCGAAUGAUGACGCCAAGAAGUUUUACAAGAUGGUAGAUGAUGUAGACAAACCUUUAUAUGAAGGUUGUACAAAAUUUAGCAUUUUCUCAGCCAUUGUCCUGUUGUUCCAGUUGAAGACUCUGUGUGGUUGGACAAAUAAGUCAUUUACUCUGUUGCUUCAAGUCCUGAUGGAUAUGCUUCCUUCAGACACUAAGUUGCCAAAGGACCAUUAUGAGGGUAAGAAGAUAGUUCGAGAUUUGGGUUUGGGUUAUGAGAAGAUCCAUGCUUGUCCCAAUGAUUGUAUGAUGUUUUGGAAGCAAAAUGUUAACCUCGAGGGGAAGAAGAAAGCUACGAAGAUCCUACGCUGGUUCCCCUUAAAGCCAAGAUUGCAGCAACUAUUUCUUUCACCCGAUCUGGCUAGUUCUAUGAAAUGGCAUGUUAAUGGUCGUACUGAUGAUGGGGUAAUGCGGCAUCCUGCUGACUCAGAUGCAUGGAAAAUGUUUGACAAUAAGCAUUUACACUUCUCAUCUGACCCUCGUAAUGUCAGACUUGGAUUAGCUGCGGAUGGGUUCAAUCCCCUCGGAAUUAUGAGUACUAAUCACAGUACAUGGCCUGUCAUGUUGGUCUCGUACAAUCUCCCACCUUGGUUGUGCAUGAAACGGUCAUCUUUGAUUCUAUCAUUAGUUAUUCCUGGUCCUACCUCACCAGGGAUUGCUAUAGAUGUGUACUUGGAACCGUUAGUAGAAGAACUAAGGGAGUUAUAG